Molecule: messenger RNA, 2028 nt
Organism: Balaenoptera acutorostrata (minke whale)
Lineage: Eukaryota; Metazoa; Chordata; Mammalia; Artiodactyla; Balaenopteridae
Gene: GPR37L1
Product: G protein-coupled receptor 37 like 1
Exons: 2
Coding region: 87-1526 (479 amino acids)
Biological process (GO): adenylate cyclase-inhibiting G protein-coupled receptor signaling pathway; positive regulation of MAPK cascade
Cellular component (GO): signaling receptor complex; plasma membrane
Molecular function (GO): G protein-coupled peptide receptor activity
Source: RefSeq, a predicted model, not a curated record
CCACCGGCCAGCUGCCCGUCGAGUCAGCCCUGCACUCGGUCCGGCCUCGCCUCCGCUCGUGGGCAACUACUGCCGCUCAUCCGGCCAUGCGGUGGCCGUGGCCUCUGGCCAUCUCUCUCGCCGUGGCGUUAGCGGCGGGUCCCGGCAGGGCCCCCUGGGGCGUCCCCCUGCGCCGGGGCGGUCGACAGGCCGCGACCCAGGAGCAGCCGAGCCGGUCCAGGCGUGGCACUGAGGAGGAGGAGGAGGCCAAGGGGGUGCAGCAGUACGCGCCCGAGGAGUGGGCUGAGUACCCCCGGCCCAUCCGCCCCACCGGGCCGCAGCCCACCGAGCCCCAGGUGGCCGCCAGCGCCCACCCGGACUGGGCUGUGGUCCCUGGGGGCAGCAGGCAGGAGCCUCGGGGCAACACGACGGGGACGCCGGGCCGGCGGCUGCAGAUCCAGAACCCCCUGUACCCGGUGACGGAGAGCUCCUACGGGGCCUACACCGUGCUGCUCCUGGCCCUGGUGCUGUUUGCCGUGGGCAUUGUGGGCAACCUGGCGGUCAUGUGCAUUGUCUGGCACAGCUACUACCUGAAGAGCGCCUGGAACUCCAUCCUCGCCAGCCUGGCCCUCUGGGACUUUCUGGUCCUCUUCUUCUGCCUCCCUGUCAUCAUCUUCCAUGAGAUCACCAAGCAGAGGCUGCUGGGUGACGUGUCUUGCCGGGCUGUGCCCUUCGUGGAGGUCUCCGCUCUAGGCGUCACCACCUUCAGCCUCUGCGCCCUGGGCAUUGACCGCUUCCACGUGGCCACCAGCACCCUGCCCAAGGCCAGGCCCAUCGAGCCGUGCCCGUCCAUCCUGGCCAAGCUGGCGGUCAUCUGGGUGGGCUCCAUGACGCUGGCUGUGCCCGAGCUCCUGCUCUGGCAGCUGGUGCAGGAGCCUGGCCCCGCUGCGGGCCCUGUGGAUGCGUGCGUCAUGAAGCCCUCGGCCCGCCUGCCUGAGUCCCUCUACUCGCUGGUCUUGACCUACCAGAACGCCCGAAUGUGGUGGUCCUUCGGCUGCUACUUCUGCCUGCCUGUCCUCUUCACGGUCACCUGCCAGCUGGUGACGUGGCGGGUGUGGGGCCCGCCCGGCAGAAAGCCGGAGUGCCGGCAGGGCCAGCAGGAGCAGCGCGAGGGCCAGCUCAGCAGCACCGUGGUGGGCCUGACCGCCGUCUACGCCCUCUGCACCCUCCCCGAGAACGUGUGCAACGUCGUGGCCGCCUACCUCUCGGCCACGCUCACCCGCCAGACCCUGGACCUCCUGGGCCUGGUCGGCCAGUUCUCCACCUUCCUCAAGGCGGCCGUCACGCCCGUGCUCCUCCUGUGCGUGUGCCGGCCGCUGGGCCGUGCCUUCCUGGACUGCUGCUGCUGCUGUUGCUGCGAGGGCUGCGGCGGGGCGGCGGCCACCGACGGCCCCGAUGCCAAGCUCCAGACGGGGCUGUCCGCCUCUGUCUACUUCCACAAGCCCCGGGAGGCGCCACCGCUCCUGGCCCUGGGCACGCCCUGCUGAGGCUGGCCGGCCGUGGCAGGGGGAGCUCUGUCCAGAGAUGGACUUGGUUCCCCUGGCUGGGGUCUGGGUAUGUCGCAGCCCCCUGGCCGAGCCCCUUCUUGGGGGCCGGCCCGCCCGUCCUCUUUCUGGGGGGCGGUGAUCCUCCAGGUCCUCAGAGCUGCCCAGAAACUCUCCAUCCCGCCGGCUGGGAGCCAGAACCUCACCUGGUCCCAGCCUCACUCUCCCCUCUCCAUCUGGAGCCCGACUACACUAUACUUUGCCCCUCUCGGCAUCGCCCAUCCUGGACGGGGGCCUUGGGGGCCAGCAACCGGGCUCUUCUCUGCACAGGAUGGGCCCAGCCCUGGAAGCCUCCUCCAGGUGCCGUCUCUUCUCCAGGAGCAUUUCUCUCUCUGUCCUCCUCCUUCUCUGACGUACCCUGGUUGCCCUGUCCACCCCCCCAAUCCCGGUCACGUGCUCCCCCGUAGAAGACCCUUCUUGGAAAACAAUAAACUAGGUAGAACUA